GGAGGAGGUUUGGCCCCGCCCACAGGAAACACAGAGGCCCACCCAGUUUUAAGUUUCAAACAGAGAGAAGAAGGACGGAAAGAAACAGCCUGAAAGUCCCUCUGCUGAAAGCCCCCUUUGCGAUGGCGUCCCUGCUGCUCCUCCUGCUCUCCUUCCUCCUGGGUGUGGCUGAUGUUCAUGGGGAAAACUUCCGGAUCUGUGCCUUCAAUCUUCAUAAUUUUGGGAACUCCAAAGCCAAUAAGGAAGCUGUUAUGACUAUUCUAGCCAAGAUUAUUAGCCGCUGUGACGUGUGUUUGCUGCAGGAGGUCAGAGACAGUAAAGGGACGGCUCUACCAAAGCUGCUUCAGGCUAUAAAAAGGUUUGACACCAAGAACCAGUAUACAUUGUUGGCCAGUGAGAGGCUGGGCAGGUCAGAGUCCUACCAGGAGCAGUACGUGUUCAUCUACAGGAGCAACACUGCGACGGUCAGAGAUCAGUAUCAGUACCCAGAUGAUCUACCAGGAGAUGAAGACGCCUUCUCCAGAGAACCUUUUGUUGUUCGCUUCAGAGCCCCAAAGACAUAUAUAAAGGAGUUUGCCCUCAUCCCUCAACACACCACUCCGUCUAACGCCACCAAGGAGCUGGAUGCUCUCUAUGAUGUUCUGCAGAAAGUAAGAAAGAUCUGGAAAAUCGAGAACGUGAUGCUGCUGGGAGACUUCAAUGCCGACUGCGAUUACCUCCCCAAGAAGAACAGGAAACAUGUCCGCCUGCUGACGGACAGCAGCCUCCAUUGGCUGAUAGCAGACCACAGUGACACCACCGUUCGCCUGAGCACAUCCUGCUCCUAUGACAGGAUCGUUGUUCACGGAGAAACGUUUAACAAAGCGGUUGUUCCUUCUUCAGCCAAACCCUUUAACUUCCAACAGGAGUACAGCCUGACAGAGGAACAGGCGCUGGAUGUGAGCGACCAUUACCCAGUGGAGGUCCUUCUGAAGGUCACUGGUCCCAGUGCCUUUAAUGGGAUCGUCUCCUUCACCAGUUACUGCACAGUGUUUCAUAUUUUCAGCUUUUUAAUCUUUCAUGUCUUAUUAUAGUAUCUAAAGAAUGAAUAAAUAGUCUGAGAUGUUUUUUGUUUUUAAAUCUGAAGGAAUUUCAGGAAAGCUAAACCAAUUCUUCAUUAAACUAAAGCACCUUUUUUAAAACAACUUUUUUACUUAAAAAAAUGAAAGUGAAAAAAAAUAUUAUUUCAUUAUUACAAAGUCACUUUAAAUUCACUAAGAUUGAGUAAAGUAUUUAUCUGAAACAAUCUGCUGAUCAU
Messenger RNA from Cyprinodon variegatus (sheepshead minnow), 1297 nucleotides. RefSeq names its product deoxyribonuclease-1-like (gene dnase1l1). The transcript has 9 exons. The coding region runs from base 123 to 1073 and encodes 316 amino acids. Lineage: Eukaryota; Metazoa; Chordata; Actinopteri; Cyprinodontiformes; Cyprinodontidae. Gene Ontology annotation, cellular component: nucleus. Gene Ontology annotation, molecular function: DNA nuclease activity. Gene Ontology annotation, biological process: DNA catabolic process. The record is from RefSeq and is a predicted model, not a curated record.